This is a messenger RNA of Malus domestica (apple), 1131 nucleotides long. Its product is annotated as proteasome subunit beta type-4-like. NCBI's taxonomy places the organism in Eukaryota, Viridiplantae, Streptophyta, Magnoliopsida, Rosales, Rosaceae. Gene Ontology annotation, cellular component: nucleus; proteasome core complex, beta-subunit complex; proteasome core complex. Gene Ontology annotation, biological process: proteasomal protein catabolic process. The record is from RefSeq and is a predicted model, not a curated record.
UCGCAAAUUUCUUGAGCGGAAGGAAAAGAAAAAGGGUAAGUCUUUAUUUGUACUUCACAGGGCUUCAGAACGUGGAACUCUUGCUUCUCUCUGCGAUCUCACCAAAAUAAUUUCAGAAAGCAGAAAAGAGUGUUCUUUCGAGCAGUUAAUGGAGUCGAAUCAAUCCAAACCCGGCCUACUGUGCAAUCCUGAAGUCUCUCAGAGAACCCUGUAUCCAUAUGUGACUGGUACAUCUGUUGUGGCUCUCAAGUACAAAGAUGGAAUUUUGAUGGCUGCUGAUAUGGGAGGUUCUUAUGGGUCUACCCUGCGGUACAAAAGUGUGGAGCGAAUGAAGCCCGUUGGAAAGCAUUCCCUUCUUGGCGCAAGUGGAGAAAUAAGUGACUUUCAGGAGCUAUUACGUUAUCUUGACGAGCUCAUCCUAUACGACAACAUGUGGGAUGAUGGGAACUCUUUGGGACCAAAAGAGGUGCACAACUAUCUGACCCGUGUGAUGUACAAUAGGCGUAACAAGUUUGAUCCACUGUGGAACUCUCUUGUCCUUGGUGGAGUAAAAAAGGGACAGAAGUACCUUGGCAUGGUUAGCAUGAUAGGCGUGAAUUUUGAGGAUAAUCAUGUAGCUACAGGAUUUGGAAAUCACCUAGCACGGCCUAUUCUUCGUGACGAGUGGCAUGAGAACUUGACUUUUGAAGAAGGAGUAAAGUUGCUGGAGAAGUGCAUGCGUGUCCUUCUCUAUCGUGAUCGAUCUGCUGUCAACAAGCUUCAGAUAUCUAAAAUCACUGAAGAAGGUGUGACUAUCUCUCAGCCUUACUCUUUGAAGACUUUCUGGGGCUUCUCCGCUUUCGAAAAUCCAACAUUGGGCGCUGAAGGAUCAUGGUAGCUGGAUGGCGGCAUCGCUUCUGAACACGAAAAACCCAGCUAGGAGCCAAGUUGAAAUUUGUUGUCUUUCUACAGUUAAAACUAUGAACUUGUAACACUGUUUACACUCGGGAAUAUAUUUCUCAAUGGCUAGUUGGUUCCGAGAAACUUUUUAGAGAUAAUACAUCGUGUUCUUUAUUCGGUGUUGCAUCAUCCACUCGAGCAUGAACUUAUUGUCGUGGUAUUUAUACCAAUGUUUGUACUUCUUUCGAGUUA